Elephantulus edwardii (Cape elephant shrew) is the source of this 1629-nucleotide messenger RNA. Its product is annotated as M-phase inducer phosphatase 3-like. Gene Ontology annotation, molecular function: protein tyrosine phosphatase activity. Bases 1 to 1629 code for a protein of 542 amino acids. The transcript is spliced from 15 exons. Lineage: Eukaryota; Metazoa; Chordata; Mammalia; Macroscelidea; Macroscelididae. The record is from RefSeq and is a predicted model, not a curated record. Gene Ontology annotation, biological process: positive regulation of G2/MI transition of meiotic cell cycle; G2/M transition of mitotic cell cycle; protein dephosphorylation. Gene Ontology annotation, cellular component: cytoplasm; nucleus.
AUGUAUGAGCCUGAUGAUUGGCUUGGAGGAUCUUGGAGGGUACGUCAAGAUCGCCUGCGCAGUUUAGAGGCCAGCGUCGUUAGGUUAUUGGGAGAGCGGAAGAACAUGUCUGCAAAUCUCUUCUCAUCUACAAGAGAAGAGGGAAGUCCUGGCUCAAGGUCCAGUUUUAGAGCUAGUCAGAGGAAGAUGCUAAACCUUCUGAUGGAGAGAGAUACUUCCUUUACCAUCGGUCCAAAUCUCCCGAAAACUCCUGUGGAUAAACACCUUGGUGAUUCUGGAAACCUAAGCUUUUCAUCUGGAGGUACCCCAAAACGUUGCCUUGAUCUUUCAGAUCUUAGUAGUGGGGAGAUGUCUGCUAAUCAGCUUACCACUCCUGCUGAACUUGAUGAAACUGGUCAUUUGGAUUCCUCAAGACAUCAGGAAAUACUGUUGCCUGAGAUGAAUCAUCAUCAGCAUCUAAUAAAAGGCAGCCCAGCACAACUGCUAUGCAGCACUCCGAAUUCUUUGGAUUGUGGUCGCAGAAAGAAAGAGGCAGUGUGCGGUUCAUCUGCAAAUAAAAAAAAUGAAAACUAUACCUUGAAAUCCUUGGAAUGGUUGGCACCCAGUAACUUAAAGUUUAAAAAAAGACCAGGAGGUCCUUUUCUUUCUCCCCUUUCUCUGCUGGACAAUCAAAACAUGUUGGGAAGUGAAACAAAUGACCUGGGCAGUCCCAUUGCUACUAUUCCAAAAUGGAAUAAAAAGUCAGAACUGGGAGAAGACCAGUCAGAGGAUAUUUCAGAUGACUUGAUGGAAUUGUCUCUGGAAGAACAAAAAGAUGCCAAGGUGUCUCUGAACAGAAGCUACUUGUAUCGCUCCCCUUCGAUGCCAGAGAAUUUGAACAGACCAAGACUGAAGCAGGUGGUAAAAUUCAAGGACAAUCCAAUACCAGAUAAGGUAAAAAAGAAGCAUUAUUCUAGCUAUAACGUGUUUGGGAAAGAUUUAAGUCUAAAGAAGACAGUAUCUCUCUGUGACAUUAGUGCUACUCAAAUACCAGAGGACUCUGAGGGACUUCUGACUGGUGAUUUCUCCAAGGUAUGUGCACUGCCGACCGUGUCAGGGAUGCACCAAGAUCUGAAGUAUGUCAACCCAGAAACGGUGGCUGCCUUGCUUUGGGGGAAGUUCCAAGGUCUGAUUGAGAAGUUUUAUAUCAUCGAUUGCCGCUAUCCGUACGAGUACCUGGGAGGACAUAUCCAGGGAGCCUUAAACGUAUAUAGUCAGGAAGAACUGUAUAACUUCUUUCUGAAGAAGCCCAUCGUCCCUUUGGAUUCCCAGAAAAGAAUAAUCAUUGUGUUCCACUGUGAAUUCUCCUCAGAGAGGGGCCCCCGAAUGUGCCGCUCUCUAAGAGAAGAGGACAGAGCUUUGAACAAGUAUCCUGCAUUACACUACCCAGAACUGUACAUCCUCAAAGGAGGCUACAGAGAUUUCUUUCCAGAAUAUACGGAGCUAUGUGAACCACAAAACUAUUGCCCUAUGCAUCACCAAGAUCAUAAGGCUGAGCUGCUGAGUUGUCGAAGCCAGACCAAAGCAUGGGAAGGGAAGCGGCAGCUGCAGGAGCAGAUCGCCCUCCUGGUGAAGGACAUGAAAUCAUAA